Messenger RNA from Erythranthe guttata (spotted monkey flower), 2319 nucleotides. The record is from RefSeq and is a predicted model, not a curated record. NCBI's taxonomy places the organism in Eukaryota, Viridiplantae, Streptophyta, Magnoliopsida, Lamiales, Phrymaceae.
AGUAUAAAGGAUAUAUGCUAGGAAUAAACCGUGUCAUUAGCAUAAAAAUUAACUAACAAACAUACACUAAACAUCAUUAAGCAAAACCAAUAUAGAGGGAUAUUCAUGGAAUAUUUGCUAAUGCCCUAAUAAACAUUUUUUGUAACCUAUGCAAAAGACAAAUUUAAAACCAUAUUCUUUAUAUCCAAUUUUCUCCAAUCUUCCUAGUAUAUAUAUAUACACAUAAUAAUCUAAUUAGCACAAACAAGGUUGUCACACUAACACUAGCAAAUAAUAGAAUUAAAGAAUAUAUAAUAUAAUGAAACAUGAAAACUAUGAUCUUUAUUUCCCAGACCAGCCAGUGGUGGAUCUCUACCUCCCAAUAUGGGCCAAUCUCCCCGCAUUUCGGGCCAAGCCCGCUUUCGUAUGGGCCGAAGACGACCCGGCCCGUACACCUGUUUCCUCAACCUUGACCUACGAGCAACUCAACACCUCCGUUCAAAACAUCUCCACACAACUAUUGCAACUUCAACUCCAAAAAGGUGACACUGUUGUCAUAUUAUGUCCGCCGGGCCUUGAGCUUGUUGAGAUCAUAUUCGCUUGUCAACGGGCCGGGCUUAUAGCGGUCCCGGUGGUCCCACCUCACCCUUCUUUUGCCACUCACAACAAUCACCACCACCACCUUGUGAGGGUUCUAUCCCAAACAAAACCUAAGGCCGCCAUAGCGAACCGCAAUUACGUAAACGCCCUUCGGGCACACACAUCGUCCACCAAUAAUAGUCACGGGCUCCCCGGGCUUCUCCGGAAGAUUAAAUGGAUAUCCACAGAUGAACUGAAGGGCGUAACUGUCAAAUCGAACGAUAUCUCGAGGUACAACGGAUGCAAUGCACACGAUGUGUACCUGAUUCAGUACACAUCGGGCGCAACCAGUGUACCUAAGCCAGUUCUCGUGACCGCAGGUGCAGCCGCCCACAACGUGAGGGUGGCUAGAAAAGCCUAUGAUCUUCACCCGAAUAGCGUGAUCGUUUCUUGGCUCCCCAUGUACCAUGAUUGCGGGCUAAUGUUUCUCCUACUAACUAUAGUAUCGGGCGCGACGUGCGUCCUGACGUCACCCGCUGGGUUUCUAAACCGGCCUAGGCUGUGGCUCGAGCUGAUCAGCGAUCACCGAGCCACAUGCACGCCGGUCCCUUCCUUCACGCUGCCCCUCGUCGUCAGACGAGGGGGAGUCAGUGAAGGGACCUCUUCUAUAACCCUAGGUACUCUGAAGAAUCUUAUAAUUAUCAACGAGCCGAUAUAUAAGGACUCGAUAGAGGGGUUCGUUAAAGUUUUCGGGCCUUUCGGGCUUAAUCCGACGUGCGUAUCUCCAUCCUACGGCUUGGCCGAAAACUGCACGUUCGUGUCGACUUCUUGGAGAUUGUUAUGUUCUUCGAGUGGUGAAAAUGAUAUAAUUAAUUUCCCGAUUUUCAAGAAUCUUUUGCCGAGUGCGAAGCUAGAUUCUUCUUCUUCUUCUUCUUCAUCCAUGGAGGAAGAGGAGAUUGAAAUCUUGAUUGUGGAUGAAGAGACUCACGAGCCUGUUAGCGACGGAGUUGAGGGGGAGAUAUGGGUUUCGUCGCCGAGCAACGCCGCCGGAUACCUGGACCACCCGUCGCUGACUCGGGAAAUUUUCAACGCCCGGCUGAGGAACAAGGCGGCGGCGCCGUGCUUCGUCCGGACCGGAGACACGGGGGUGGUCGUCGGAGAAGAGAGGUAUCUCUACGUUACCGGCAGGAUUUCCGACAUCAUCAAACUCUCCGGCGGCCGCGAAGUACACCCCCACUUCAUAGAGACGGCGGCGUACAGCACCACCUGCGGCCGGAACACGCUGAGGCCGGGAUGCAUUGCGGCGUUCGGGAUCUCCGGCGACGGAGGUUCCGUGGCUGUCGUGGCGGAGCUGCAGGGACGCCGCCGCGGCGGCAGCGGCGCCGCCGCAGUGGAGGUGAAGGUAUUGAGGGAGGUGUGCGAGGGGAUUAAGGUUGCUGUAAUGGAUGCAGAGAGGGUUAGUGUGGGGUUAGUGAUUCUUGUGGAGAGCGGAAGUUUGCCGAAAACUAGUUCCGGGAAGAUACAGAGAUGGGCGGCGAAGUACAGAUUUGAGAGAGGUGGUGGUGCUGAUUUUAAUGUUGUAAUGAAAAUGGCGUUUGAAUCUAAACACAGUACGAGAAACUAUCUUCCAUUGAUAUCAUCAUCUCUGUAACAUGUUUUCAAGAACAAGCAUAAAUUAUGUAUAAUUGCAGUUUUGGUCCCUGUAUUAUACACCUUUUCCGAUUUUGGUCCUUAAACUUUUUAUGGUACGAAAAUUGGUCC